This is a messenger RNA of Gastrolobium bilobum, 558 nucleotides long. RefSeq lists its product as uncharacterized. The coding region runs from base 1 to 558 and encodes 185 amino acids. The transcript has 2 exons. The record is from RefSeq and is a predicted model, not a curated record. Lineage: Eukaryota; Viridiplantae; Streptophyta; Magnoliopsida; Fabales; Fabaceae.
AUGAGCGAAGAAGAUCAGCAACUCCAUCAAAGAGAGUUAUCAGCGUACGAAUCAGAAGAAGAUCAGGAGUUGCAGCAGCAGCAUACGCCAUUGGCACCCCCGGGGUGGAAGAAAAGGAAGCGUCUUUCGAAGCAGUUAUCAAUGAGGGAAAGAGCAGGAGACAUUGCUUGGGAGAGAAGGCGCCGCCAGAUUUAUCGGCAAGAUCGAAGGAGGAACAGUAUUCACAAUUGUGAUGACCUCACAGAUGAAGACCUACACGAGCUUAAAGGUUGUAUUGAAUUGGGUUUUGGAUUCAAUGAGGAAGAUGGCCAGAAACUAUGCAACACCUUGCCCGCUCUUGACCUAUAUUUCGCCGUGAACCGCCAGCUAUCACCCAGUCCUGUCUCUACCCCUAAUUAUAAUAAUUGUGCCUCUUCAUACUUUGGAACGUCCCUUAUCAAUGCUGACUCUGAUCCUUCUUGGAAGAUUUGUAGCCCAGGGGAUGACCCUGAACAUAUAAAGACCAAGUUAAGGCACUGGGCUCAGGCUGUCGCUUGUUCUGUAAUGCAGUCUCAUUGA